Astrephomene gubernaculifera is the source of this 4329-nucleotide messenger RNA. Lineage: Eukaryota; Viridiplantae; Chlorophyta; Chlorophyceae; Chlamydomonadales; Astrephomenaceae. The record is from the annotation of a GenBank genome assembly.
CGUCCCCAGGACUCAAACUCUCAGGCAGAAACACCCAGGUCCGGCGAUACAAUUGUCAGACGUAUCAAUCGGCGACUCAAAUAUCUAAUCUUGCGUAUCUAAACUAUCCUUGGUCCAUGCGUUAACCCACAAUUUACCAAAUCCCAACUUUCUGGACAACGCUAUUCGUCAUUUAACCAAGCUGUUGUUAAAACAGCAAUAAAUACCACGUUUGGGUCGCUUCAACUUCCCACGGGACGCCUCGGCAACGAGGUGUCCUCAGCAAGCAAAGCUCUCAUGCGCAAAACCCUGCCACUGACAACGCAUGAGCCAAAAAGCCGUUUACUUUAUAAACUCAGGGUUCUCCGGGCCGACAAGUCGAUCGAGCAUGGCAACGCGAGACUACAUGCCUGCUGCAAGGAAGUCUCCUGCAGAUCUCCACCCGCUGGCGUCGCAUCAUUCACGGUUUGUCUCCAGAAGCCUACACUGUUGGCGUGUACGGCGCUGCGAUAAACAGCUGUCGUCGUUUCUUCUUGGCUCCGUAGCGUCUUCGACACCAUGGCCGACGCCUAGCCCGCCUUCCGCACAUUUGACCUGCAGCCUUCAUAAUACCAGAUGCAACGAGUUCCCAACAAACUCUGCUUUGGGACCUUCGGGUCUGGUCAGUCGCGGACACUUUUCGGCUACAUCCGCUCACAAUGAACAGGACCUACAACGGAAGCGGUACCACUUCCCCUUUACGACUAAUGCACAAUCGUCCGUAGCUUCUUUCUCUGUCACGGCGUUUUCCCCCACGUCAACUUCUUUCGCUACUUGUCUAGCCUCCAGAACAUCCACGAGAGCAGCAUCGGCAACUGACAUCACAGCGACAGCUCCGUCUCCCAUUCAACCUCCGCCUCAACCACCGCCCCAAGGACAACUCCCCGGCCACAGUUUCACUCUAACUGCCGCCGACCUUGCAGCCAUUGUGUCGUACGCGUUUGACCACGACGGUGCAAUGCCUGCUGACGUCAGCACCUCUGGUCUGCUAAAUGCCGUACGAACAUCCUCCACCCAGGGGUUGAGAGUGGUGACAGCCGCAGAAGCGAAAACGGCGACGGCGACAGCUGCCUCAGCAACGGAAGGCGUUGGGAGCCGCAGCGACUUUAGCAGCAGUAGCACCGACAGCAUUAGCAGCCUGGUAGUGGAAGACGAAGCGGUACGCCGUACAGUGUACGGAGGUAACUUCUUGCCUCCUCCCCAUGAGGUGACCUUUUGGGAGUUGGUGGGGGAGGCGCUCCAGGACUUUACCGUACAGGCCCUCCUGGCUUCUGGUCUGCUUUCCCUCGGCCUCGCCGCCUUCAACGCACCUCCACAGCAGCCCACGGCUACUGCUACUCCUUCUCUAGCCACUGCAACUGCCGCUGCCAACCCCUCGGAGUGGGUGGAGGGAGCGGCGAUACUGGGGACGGUAGCUCUGGUGGUGGCGGUCAGUGCCGCCACGGGAUACUCCAAGGAGUCAAAGUUUCGACAGCUCAACAGCAUGAGGCGCGAGGAGCAGGUUCGUGUCGUACGCGGGGGCGCCCCUCCGACGCCCCUGCCCGCCAGCCAGCUGUUGGUGGGGGACUUGGUACUGGUGGAGGCGGGGGACAUACUGCAGGCGGACGGCGUGCUGGUGUCGGGUGGCGAAAUCAGGCUGGAUCAAAGCCACUUGACGGGCGAGUCUGACGACGUCAUUCGGAUCCCCGAAACCGCUACCUUAAUCGCCACUGCCGCCAUCUCCAACUCUGGAAGUACGACAACAGCCUCAACGGAAGCAACGGCAUCACCGCCAGCUUCCCCAGCAGCCGCCCCCAUCGUAUUCUCUGGUAGCAAGGUGCUGGAGGGGUACGGCAGCAUGGUCGUACUGGCCGUGGGGCCGUACAGCCAACAAGGCAGCAUCAAUGCGGCACUGCUGUCAUCAUCCUCACAAGCUACGGGAUCGCUUCUAUCACAACCGCAGCAGCGAAGGCGCCGCCGCCGUCAUCGGCGCAGUAAGACAGGCGGCGGCGUUAACGGUCGGAGUGGCGUGUUGGCGGCGGCGGCAACGGCAAUAGCGACCGUUAGCUCGGUUGCUAGCUACGACGGAGGAAGCGGCGGUGGUGCUGGUAUCGUUUACAAUGAUGGGCUGGUUGGCGGCGGCAGUGACAGCUGUACGGCAAGUACGACGGCGACAGAAAGCCUCGCCAACAAGUCGAGGGCGCCGGUGGCUUCUGCAAGCAUUGACGAUUUGGGUGCAGCGGGAGAGGGGGGCGGUGGCGGCGGCGGCGGUGUAGAGGAGGGGGAGAGCUCGGGGUUGCGCGCGGAGACGUUUCUAACGCAGAAGCUGCAGGUUUUGGCUCAGCGUAUUGGUGCGUUUGGAGUGGCUGCCGCUACCGCUGUGUUCGCUGUCAACGCAAUCGCCCUGACGUCCCAACUAGCAGCGGCAGGCCUGCUGCUGGGGGCGGGAGGAAGAGGUGGCUUAUCCUGCGGUUCUGUUUCAUGCACCGACGUUGUAAAGGCGUACUUGGAUCUGUUUGUCACGUCGAUCACAAUCCUGGUGGUUGCCGUACCGGAGGGCCUCCCGCUGGCGGUGACACUGGCGCUGGCGUUCAGUGUUCACCGCAUGUUAGAGGAUCGCAACCUGGUACGGCAACUGGGUGCGUGUGAGACCAUGGGCGCGGUAACAACCAUCUGCAGUGACAAGACCGGCACCCUCACCUCCAAUGCCAUGCGGGUGGUGCGGUUGUGGGCCGCCGGGGGCAGCUGGAGGGUGGUGGGGAGCGAGAGGGAAAGGACGGAGGAUGUUGUGUGGAGGCAAGAUGACAACAGCAGUGGCAAUAGGGACAGCAGCACGGGCCCCAAUAAUAUGGAGGCGCCACGGCACAAUCCGGUUGCGCGGUUGAUACCGCUGGCGUUACCGCGGACGGAUAGGAACCAGCCUGGCGACCAGCAACAGCAGCAGAGACUGCAGCUAGAGAGGGAGUUGCCGGUUGCCGUACAGCGGUUGCUGACUCAGGGGCUCGUACUUAAUUCCACGGCGUGUCUGUGGCGCAACCCGCACACAGGUCGCAUAAGCCGCAGUAGUAGCAGCAAUAGCGGGAGUGGCACCGUCGGCGGCCGUGCUGGCGACGGUGGUGGUGGCGGAGGCGGUGCUCGGGGCGGCGGUGGCAGCCCAACCGAGAGCGCCCUUCUUGAGUUGCCGUACAUCCUGGGCUGGGACCGCCGCUGCUUCGCCCUACCGCAUCCCAUGCACGGCAGUAGCGAUGGCAGUAGCGACAGCAAUAGUCACGUUCAAUUGCAUCAUCCUACCGGUUUGGGUCGUGUCAUACAGUUGCUACCGUUUUCCUCGCAACGCAAGCGAAUGAGCGUGGUCGUGGAGGUGGGGGCGGCGGCAGCAGCAGCAACACCGGCAGUGCAACCCUCGUCAACCCCGAUGCUGGCGUCAUCUUCGCCACUGUCGCCACCACUGGGCUGUAAUACGGAACAUGGCUGCCAUAUCACGCCUGGUGCAGGUGCCGGUAAUUGUCACGACGAGAUGGUUGCCGUGCGCGUGUGGACCAAGGGCGCUGCGGAAUUGGUGAUGCAGAGGUGCAGGUGGAGGCUGGCGGCGGCGGGGACGAUGGGAGCGGCAGCGACGGGGGCGGCGGCAACUGCAGCAGCGGCGAAGGGGCAGAGGCCGGAAGAGGAAGACGAGAUGCCGGUUAUUUCGCUGGACGAGGGGGAGAGAGAGCGACUACUCCAGGGUUUCACAGCCGGCGGUGGCGGUUCUCUACGCGUGCUGGCCCUCGCGUACCGAGACAUGCAGCUACACAGGCAGAAUGUACGACAAAGCCUUGGUCACGCCGCCACCACUGUCUCCACCGCUACCGCUGCCGGUCUGCAUGUCGUGAUGCCUGCUAGGGUUGACGCCGACAACAGGAACAGUAAUAGCAAUGUCAUUGUCGGCGGCGCUGUGUCAGCAGCAGCGACAUGUGCGGCAAGGGUUAGCGAUGAGGGCCUACAACAGCCAUCUACUGCUGGUUCUACGCCUAUGAUGGAUGCAGACGAUUUGGAGCAAGACUUUAUCCUAGCCGCUCUGGUGGGGUUGGAGGACCCGCUCCGACCCGAGGUACCUGCGGCAGUGGCGGCAUGUACGACAGCAGGCAUCACCGUCCGCAUGCUGACAGGCGACAACGCCAUCACCGCUGCCGCCAUCGCCGCCAGGGCAAGGCUGCUGCCGCCGUCCGUGUCGCCAUUCCCAUCACCGCUUCCGUCUUCACGGCAGCAGCAAGAGCAGCAGGAGCGGCAGUUCGACCAGCGACCUCUUUCCUCCUCAAGAAGCGAGGUGGGAGAGUUGGCAGCGAAGGCGGG